AGACUCCCUUCAAUCGCCAUAUUGGGCAACCAAGAAAAGGGCUUGUCUCUUGUUUUUUUCCGUCUCGCUUUUACUACGCGGCGGCGGUGCGAUCGGCAGGGGCAUCAUCAGCGCCAGCGCCAUCGCCAUCGGCGGCGGGCCGGCACCGCGGGGGCAGCGCUGCGCUCCGCUCCUCACCCGCCCGGGGCUUCCCGGCGGCGGCAGCGGCGGCUCUCGGGGCUCAUCCCCGGGCCGGCGCUUAUGCAAGGGCGCCUCCUCGCCCCUUCUCCGCCGACCGAAGGCGAGCGGGGCCGAGGCAGGGCCGCAGCGCGGGGCAGCGCGGAGCGGAGGCGCCGAACGGAGCCGCCCGGGUGCCAGGAAAUAAAGGGCGGCGGAGGCCGCGGAGAGAGAGCAGCGAGAACAACAACCGCCGCCCGGAGCUACAGCGUGCGGGGAGAUGUCAAACGUCCGCAUUUCUAAUGGGAGUCCUACCCUGGAGCGCAUGGAGGCCAGGCAGUCGGAGUACCCGAAGCCGUCAGCGUGCCGGAACCUCUUCGGGCCGGUGAACCACGAAGAGCUCAACAGGGAAUUUAAGAAACACCUGCAGGAGAUGGAGGAGGCGUACCAGAGGAAGUGGAAUUUCGAUUUCCAGAAUCACAGGCCGCUGGAAGGCAGGUACGAGUGGCAAGCCGUGGAGAAGGGGAGCUCGCCCGACUUCUACUUCAGACCCCCCCGGCUACGGAAAGCCGUCUGCAAGUCUGCUGGCCGCCAGAGCUUGGAUGUAAACGGGAAUUGCCAAACCGUGGUUUUUGUCGGUUCUCAGGGAAUCUCAGAGGACACUCACUGUGUAGCUCAAAAGACUGAUGUUUCAGAAAAUCAGACGGACUUAGCAGAGCAGUGCACUGCCCAGAGGAAAAGACCCGCAGCCGAUGAUUCCUCUCCUCAAAAUAAAAGAGCCAAUACAACAGAAGAAGAGGUUUCAGAAGACUCUCCCAGUGCCAAUUCAGUGGAGCAAACACCCAAGAAAUCAAGCCCGGGAAGACAUCAAACGUAAAGCGUUUAGAGCAGAGGAUGUGCGUCCUCGUUCGUCGGGUGCGGCGGGCGGCGAUGAAGAGAGGAAGAUGAAGAGGUGUAGUGGGAAAGGAAAAAAA
Molecule: messenger RNA, 1130 nt
Organism: Taeniopygia guttata (zebra finch)
Lineage: Eukaryota; Metazoa; Chordata; Aves; Passeriformes; Estrildidae
Gene: CDKN1B
Product: cyclin dependent kinase inhibitor 1B
Biological process (GO): G1/S transition of mitotic cell cycle; negative regulation of cell population proliferation; negative regulation of cyclin-dependent protein serine/threonine kinase activity
Cellular component (GO): nucleus; cytoplasm
Molecular function (GO): cyclin-dependent protein serine/threonine kinase inhibitor activity; protein-folding chaperone binding
Source: RefSeq, marked provisional